Aedes aegypti (yellow fever mosquito) is the source of this 8113-nucleotide messenger RNA. RefSeq names its product nuclear pore complex protein DDB_G0274915. The coding region runs from base 1413 to 6791 and encodes 1792 amino acids. The record is from RefSeq and is a predicted model, not a curated record. The transcript is spliced from 8 exons. Lineage: Eukaryota; Metazoa; Arthropoda; Insecta; Diptera; Culicidae.
UCUCGUUUUGCUAGUCUGGUACGGAUCCCCAUCAUACUUUUUGUUGGUGAAAAAGCCAUCAUCGGCUGGCGAAUAAUUUGGACUGAGAGUUCUUUUUAGUCAUCCAAAGUGUGCGAAUUUAAUUCGAUUUUGAAUCGAAAGUGCGUGCGGUUCGGUACGGGAUGGAACUUUUAUCGUGCGUGAAUCGAAUGUGAAUUUGAAGGGGAAUAACUUCCGAACGAGCAAUUUUUUGAGCGAGUAAGUGAGAAAAGAUUUUUCUGCUGAGGUUUUCGGUGCUGGUGAAUAGGGUGGACCCCUUCGUUUUAUUCGGUCCUGGAAGAUAACAGUAAAAAGUGAACUGGUGCAUUUUGUCAUAAUGUUCGAACACAGUGGAAGAAAAAGAUUAUUUUGUUCGAAUCUUCAGGAUCGGCAGUGGGUGCAGGGAAAAGAAAACCAAGAACAACAGUAGUAGAGUAGUGCUGAUUGGGGGCACCAUCAAAGGAAGGAUUUUUUUUUCUUGUCAAAUCGAGACCCCCAUAUUCUUCGACGGAAGACGGCAAAAGACGACGACGUAGGUUGCUUUCGGUCAUACUUGGAGUGAGCGAGCACCAUCAAGAACAAGGCACACGCACACCAAGAGCUAACGUCGCGAAAUAAACCUAGCGUAACAUAUGAAAAGCUUUUUACAGAGGGAAGAAAAAAGGUUGCAGUUUUAUCGCGAGUUUCAAUUUGUGAUUGAAGACGAAUCGAGCUAGGAAAAAUGUGAAUCUGCGGAAAAGCGGAAGUUCGUGUCGUCGGGUGCGCGAAAGAGAACCUAGUUUCCUCGGACAAUCAUCGCAAUGACGAUCGCACGAAGAAGAAGAAGAGUAGGAUCAUCGAUUCAUCAUCAAUUGUGUGUGCCGUGGGGUGGCCAAUAAUAAUAGUGCGGUACAUACAUAGAAUAAGAAGAAGCAGCAGGGAGGAGACAAGUGCUUCCUUCGAAAGGCGAAAAGGAAUCGAAACAACGAAAGAGAUUUCCUAGCUGUGAAUCAGUUUCUGGGGUCGACCCCCCAAAAAAGUCGGGCCCCGUCAUCGAGAGGAAGUUGGUGGCCCAUUUUCUAGCGAUUUUCCUUCGGCUCGAUUUUUGGGAUUCCAAAGUGAAAGCACAGGUGUGUGUUAGUGGGGAUCUUUUUAUUUUUCCUUGCCUAUUUGACAGCGCCGUUUGGCCGCGCGCUGAACACACUCAAUAAUAAUAAUAAUAAUAAUCUCGCAAUCUUGGCCGUCGUCGCGUCGAAGAAAAAGAAGCAAUCGAUUAGUAUAGAGAGAAGUCUUUAAUAGCACACAAGCGCCGAGAGUGCGAUUUUUCGGUAGAUUCGGCCUGAUCUCUAGUGGAGGCGAGAAAAGAAGUUCCCUUUUUUCCGGAUAUUAUUUUUCUUCGCUUCACGCUUUCCAAGAUGGCUCCGUCUCCGGAGCUCGGGGGCCAACCGAAGGCCCCCGACAAAGCUGGAGCGGAUCAACCAUCGUCCAAUCCGACGACGACCUCGGAACACAUGCCGUCGUCGUUGUCUUCGUCUUCGUCCUCCUCAGCAUCAGCAUCGUCAAACAGUAACAAUCCCCCCCAAUCGUCAGGAACAAAAAACGCACCGUCUGCCGGAACAACAGCAGGAACGUCAAACUCUGGCAGCAGCAACAACUACACCAGCAGCACGUCGUCAUCAACAGGAGCAGGAGGAGGAGGCGCUGGGGCUAUUCCGGCUGCCGGCGCCCUAGCGGGCACAUUGCCCGCACAAGCAACUACUCCUCAGCAGGACAGCAGUAAGAUCGAUAACAUGGAGGAGAAUGAUCUCAAGGCGCUUCUCGAGGAAGCCAUCACCUACAAACGUCCGAAGGAUCGGGAACACAAAAGUGCGACGUUCAAUGAACUUCUGAGCAAGACGGAGAUGGAAGACAAGGAACAGAACUUUUCCUUCACGAGCCGUGCGAUACAGACGAAGCGUGCCUCGGGUCGGCCCACACAAGGCGGCUCCCUCCAGGAUCUUCCGGAAGCUAGCCUGCAGGAGUUCCUCUACACGGAGUUCCCGUCGGACGGCAAUCGUGGCGCGUUCUCGCAAAACUGGCAACGGCGGCAUCAGGGUGGUAGUUCCGGUGCUGCCAGCGUCGGCCCCGGCGGAGGUGACCGAGCAACGAAUCCGCGCCAGAAGCGAACUACCAGCUCGGUUUCGUCCCGGCAACGCGAGGGUGGCAGUCUGCCCAGCAAUGUCAACGUGGAAUGCUCGUUUUUCAACGACGUCGGGCAUCAUCACACCACCGGAACGUUUACCAAGUUCAAGAAGCGGGAAGGAGGUUCCAAAAGCGACUAUGGCACAAUGGUACUGACGGCACCGUUGAUGACCAGCGCCGGAGCGGCUGAUCUGAUUAGUGCCGUGGCCGAAGUUGCCGGCAGUACCGGACUGAAAAAUACCGAAUCUCAGCUGAUCGAUGGCUGCGGAACGGGUGUCGGAUCGGGGCACACCGUCAUCGACAUGGGAGAGCUGGAAUCUGAUGAAACUCAGUCUCUGCUGGCCCACGAUGCCCUGCAACAGACCUUAUACGAUUCGGGCUUGGACGAUUACGACGGAAGUGGUGGCGAUCUCUACGGAAGCAGCACGACCACAAUUGGCGGAAGCAGCACAACCGGUGGAACCGGAACUGGUUGUAGUGCCAUGAAGAAAAUCCCACGCUGUCCGGCCACAAGCUACACUAGUCACGUUAAUCUUGAAAUCGGAGAACCCUCUUCGACGGUUCGGCCAUCGUCGGUUCAUCAUGUCGACAAGACGGUUUCGCUGCCGCUGUUGGAGAGCAAUAAAAGUGUGGACAUUACGUCGAUCCAGCUGGGAACGAACUACCAGGCCGUCAAGUGUUUUGUAUCGAGCGACAACAGUAAGAGCGACCAAACUCGCGUGAUGAUGGGUUCCAGCAAUCCCAAAUAUACCGCCACGUCUAUUGGUCAGGUGAUUUCACAGCAAAAAUGUCUUGACGAGAAUGGUAACUCGGUUCAGCAGUUCAACAGCGGUCUGGGCUCUUCAUCAGCGACUGCCGGAGUCGGCGGUGGAUUAGUCGGAAGCGGAAAUAGUUCUUCGGUGGGUGGGAUCGCGGGUGGAAAGAAGAAGCGGAAGCCGGUAUCGGAUCGGAACACGGUACUGGUGAUACCGGAAAAAAUCGCCGGCUAUCGAGGAAAGGAUCACGAUAUAGAGUCAUUAGUUUGUUAUAUCGAAAAUAAGGACAAACAAAAGGAUGGCAGUAAAGGUGGGGGCGGGGCGAGUGGUUCUAAUCCGAAGAAUGGAACAAUAAUGAAGGUCGGUAGUGCUAGUGUAGAAAAUGGAAUUCCGGAGGAAAAGGUGCCGAAAAAGAAAAACGAAAAGAAGAAAGAGAAAGCCAAACUGAAGAAAAGUAAUUCCUUGGAAGAGCUGAGUAGCUGCAGCAGGAAGAAGCAACAAGCUGAAGAAGAGCAAAAUACUCAGAAGAACCAAGUGGCCGAACAGCAUCAACAGCAAGGAUCCGCCCAGAAGUCGCAGGAUGCAGAAUCGGCUGUGACCCUGAGAAGUGGCAAAGGUAACAAGAAGGCUCAAAGCAAUGUGAGUAGCAGUAUACCAUCCUCUGUGUCGUCUGCAUCUUCGACGACGUCUUCGCAUUCAUCCAAGGAAACUUCAGUCAUCAGCGGAAAACGGGGAGAACGAAGGUCGUGGGGAACGGAAGAGCUUAGCUAUCUGGAGGAUAGUCACAAUCAGAAUUCACAGGGUGUUGAGAAAUCAGAAGAGAAGCCUGCGAAGAAGGAAAGCAGAAAAGAGGCCAAAGAGAAUGCAGAAUUAGCUACACCUACAUUCAAUGCUGGUAAGAAGCGUGAUUCUUUACGGAUGUCCGUAGAAUCGUUAUCAGCAAUCAGUGCAGGAAUGGGUUCCGAAACGGCAGAGUUUCAUGUAGUGACCAAAAAGAAGAAAAUGAAGAAAAAGGCCCACAGUUUGUUUGCAGAGGACACGACGUCUUCGGCAACUGGCGGCUAUUCGAAUGCGGCAUCAAAUGCCAACAAUAGACGCCAUCUAACUGUUAGCCAAAGUUAUAAUCUAGGGAGCUCAACGGUUCGAUCUUCGAAUAUAAGCGGAAAGUAUCAAACCAGCAAUAGUUUCAUAAACGAUCGAGAAGUUUAUAUGAACUCGUUAACUAGCAGCAAUGACGUGUCCCGAAGGAAAUCAACGUCGUCGGUUCCACCUUCCGAAAAAUCUGAUUCAAGCGAUGCAGAUUCGGUACAAUCGCUCCCCAUAGAACCGUCUCGGAAACAACAACAGCAACAGCAGCACCAAUCUCACCAAAGUGGUGCUGGUCGGAAUUCGUCAGCGGGGGUUCCUCAAUCAUACGCCGAUAUAGCCCGAAUUCCAAACGCUGACCGAAUCAAUAAUAAUCUCAUUGGCGCUACAUCUAACAGCAGCACGUCCCCGUUGGAUAGCUCCAGUGUAGAAAAGUGGCCACCAGUACAAGCGACCACCAGUGAAGAUUUAGCUCAAGCACUUAAAUCGCCCUCAGCGUUCCCUGAACUAGUCCCAGAAUCGUCGUCACUGCAGCAGUCUCAACAACAGUCGCAACCGCUGAAUCCGCAGCAAUAUCAACAGCAUCAGUAUGUGAAUAGUAGCGUUAGUAGUAACAAUCUAGGUAACAAUAAUAAAGCGACGUAUUCGCAAAGUCUGCUGAUAGCUACUACCAAAGCGGUGGAAGAGGAUGAUACCGCCAAUAGGUUACAGCAACAGCAGCGAUUGGCAACGGCGUCCAGUGGAAAACUAGUUAGUAGCGUUAAUAGUGAACAUAGUGUAAAUAUUAGCAGUAGCAACAAUAGUAGCAACAUCAGCAGUUCUAAACUGGCGUUACACAAAUCGAAAAGCGUGGACACAAACGAUAUCUACUACUCCAAUGAGCACUACCCUGCACUGGAGAAGACUGUCAAACCGGCAAAAGCGGCUCCCACUGUUACCGCGAAUAGUAACAGCCUGCAAGAACCGAAAGCUUCUUCCACGGGCAAGGUGAGCCCCAUAGCCAAUGCCGGCCAGUUGCAGCAGAAUGCGCUCUCACAGCCUACGAAUGCGCCGACGGCAACUACGACGGUUAUCUCUGGUAACCCUAUCGCCAGUAACGUUUCGACCGGUGCCAAAAAAUCGAAAAAGAAAGACUUAAUCACGGCAACAACAACAACCACCGUCACAGCAGCAGCAACAACUCCAUCGAUACCUCCCAACGAAGUGGAAACGAUCAACAAUGCCAGAAAUGUUGCCUCCACUGUUCAGACAUCCCUGGACGCUGCUAACAACAAUCCUCUGCUUAUCGAGAACAUUGACAAUGUUCUCUCAACGGACUUCCCCCAGAAUGGCAUGCUACUAAACCGAAGUCCCAAUGGUAGCUUAAACGUUCAGCAGCCACCACUGCAGAGUACUCCCAAAAACAGCGGUCCCAUUACGAGUCCUACUUCCUCUGUCACCUCCAAUGCAGCUUCCUCCAAGCGAAGCAAAAAAGAGAAAAUAAACACCAUGCUCAGUCAGAAUUCAACUACCAGCGCUGCCGGAACUAACCAUGCGGCCACAGCAACUGCCAACUCGAAUCAUCGCCCAGCCGUAAUCAUAAUGAAUGACCACAACGAAUCCAAUUCAAGUCACGAAUUUACCUUUGGCUUCGACAUUGACCAGGAGCUACUCUUUGGCGACUUCCAGGAGGAUGAAGUGACCAUGCUCGACCAACAGUCGCAACAGCAGCAGCAUCAGUAUCAUCACCAGCAGAAGCCUUCUCAGCAUCACAGUAACAACAGCAGUACCGACAAUGUUCCUUCGCCUACGAGCAACACCUCUGCCCAUUCGACCGAUCUCGGCUACAGCUCGAUGCAGCAAUCGUCCACUUCGACCGCAUCACCGACCUCUUCCAACUCGUCACAACACAAACCAACACACCACCAUCACUAUCACAAUCAGCCAACGCAGCCGCAGCUGGAAUCGUACGAAAUUCUACACUCUGCCGACCCUGACACCUAUCGAGACGGCAUCGAGCAUAAGUUCCACCAACCGCCACCGCCAAUGGUUCCGGCUAUGUACACUCAACCACCUCCGCAGCUCCCGCCACCGCACAUGUUGGCCGCCGCUCAGCAACAAUCAUCUCGUCAGCCUCGUCCGGCCGGUCCGAAUCAGUACAAUCUGCCGCCACCUCCGGUGAUUCCAACUCACAUCCAGCAACAGCCUCCGCCAGCGCUUCCAGUCGUCGCCCCAGCAGCAGCAGCACCAGCAGCAAAACAGGACACCGCUACGAAUACACCGGCGGCCAUUAUGAGUGUUCCGCCACCACCUCUGCCACCGGUUGUCGUCCCGGCGGCAACGAUACCGAUUGUGCAGGCAGUUAUCCUGCCGGCUGGACCGCCACCGGUCUCCAUGAACGCGGUCGUCACUUCCAGUAGUAGCAAUAUAAACUCUGCCGUUGCCGCUGGCGCUGGCAGCAGUAUCAGUAGCAACAACAGCAGCAGCAGUAGCAAUAUUCAUACUAGUCUCAACAACCAAACCGUGCCCAGUAGUAGCGGCAGCAGUAACAGCAUCAACAGCUGUUCGUCUGCGUCACUCCAACAGGAACCGAAGCCACAGCAACAGCAGCAACUCAACAGUGCGCAACCGCCCGUGCGGGAAAAGAUGAAGGAGAUCAACUUGCGGUUUAUUGCGCCCGAGCAGCUGCAGACCAACCACAACCACGACAAGAUUGUGCACUUUGUCGGAAUGGCAUGGGAGGACGUCAUCUGCGGAACAAAUGGCAGCGCCAAAUACUACGAGGGACAAUAAAAGAAAACCGGUGGACACAAAUCCGUCGUGGGACCGCUCAAUACACCACACACACCAAGAGAACAUCCUAAACAACUAUGGCAACAAAAAAUGGCGUGUGCGCGCGAAGAAGGACCAAACCAGCACAACUCCACACCGCACAAGCAGUUCUCGCUGGCGGGAGUUGGGCGUGCAUGUAAGUGCGUGUUGCUAGGAUAGAGACAGAGCGAAUGAACUAAAUGUAAAGUUACAUAAACAAACACAAGACUAAAAUCGAGCAGCAACAAGAAUCUAUGUCAUUGUAGGAGUAGUCGAAAAAAGAAGAAGAGUCAAACACAUGUAAUGAACAAGAAAAAAAAAUCAAACAAUAACUAAUUGCAAAAAUUAGAAAGUUGCAAGCAAAACAAUGCCAAGCAUUAACACAGAAACAAAACAUGAAAAAGCACAGCAAAUGUGUGCGAAACUGCUGAGUGAGCGAAUCAAAUGUGGAUAAUCACACAACAACACACGCGGAAGAGGCCACCCACUCACACAUACACAUGAUCACAAUCACGGUACAGUUUCGGCUUAUCGAGCUUUUUGUUAUCUUAUUUUUUUUUUGUUUUUCGGCUGACGUUGUUCGAGGGAGAAGACUCUUUAGGGUAGGGUUUAGGCUUAGAACAGGCAGAAGUGAGAAGAGGAGUAUAUCAAUCCAGUCUCAGUUGUUGUAGCAGCACGCAGCUUCCAAGCUUGUCCUAGGACUAGUUAAUGGCUAAAUACCGCGCCGCUUGCUGCUUUUGGUUUUGCAAAUGCUCUGCGAGAAAGUGUUAGUUUUUUUGUACAGUGUUAUAAGAGCGUACGGAUGAUGUGUGAGUAGUAGUGCUUGGUUUAUUUAACGAUUAUUAUUAUUAACAAUAUUGUUUAUUUUAUUCAAGAUUCAUUAGAUUGUUUUCCUUUUAUUGCCUAUUGUUUGUAGAUGGGAAGUAAUAAACGAAAAAAAAAUGUUAAAAGAAAAUCUGGAGUGGGAUGCGAGAGAUUGGGAUGGGUGAGAGAAUGGUUAUGAGAAAUAAUAGUUUUGUUAGUUAGUGGACACGGAAACAUUAUCACUCUACAUUUAGUCAAAGAAUGAUGACGUGUAUGUGUGCGAGUGGGAAGGCAUGUGCAGUGGAAGCAACAGCAAAUCGAAAUUGUUCGGAGCCGGAAGCUCCGGGAGAGAAUAAAACAAGUGUCCGAUAACACCCAAUGUGAUUUUUAGUAACUAAUCAAUAGAGAAGUGAAAGGAAAAAAACUAAACGAAAAAAGAGCAAGAGGCGGCUCUGCUCGAGAUAAAAAAUAUUAAAAUUACAAAAAAAAACAAAAAAAAA